AUGUAUCCAGGAAAGAACACGACUCUCAGCGAACAGGCCUGUACUCUGCAGGAUCGUCUGUCAGACAUGGAAUCCGAGUUGAAAGAGACCUACGGUUGGCUGAGACCUUCAGAGCACCCGGCUGAUGUCCAUCAUAAAUUUGAUCCCAACACCAAUCCUUACAAACUGUUAGAGCUACAAGAACAGAAGCUGGCAGAAUCUCGCGAUUUCAUCGAGGAUCUGAGCGUCGAAAUUGGUGAUCUCAAGAAGGAUAGAGUGCGUUUGCGUGAACAGGUUGACCGACUCGAUUCGAUGUACAAACGGUUUGAAAAAGAGGCUACAGACAAAGGUCACCAGCUGCAGCGUUACCAGGACUUCUUCCAGAAACUUUUUGAGCCGAAAGAAGCUGCCGCAUUUGCUGAGAUGCGAACAGCUUCCUUAUAG
Messenger RNA from Dibothriocephalus latus, 423 nucleotides. Lineage: Eukaryota; Metazoa; Platyhelminthes; Cestoda; Diphyllobothriidea; Diphyllobothriidae. The record is from the annotation of a GenBank genome assembly.